AUGGAUCAAAUAACAAAAAUUUUAUUGGCCGCUGGGGUCGGUCUCUUCGGCACAACGACGGCCACCCUGGCCAUUUAUGUGAUUUUCCAUUGCCGUCACCUGUCCGGCCCGUUCCGUCACAUUCUCCUCUUCGACAUCGUCAAUUGGGGAUCGGUGAAUUUGGUGUCGAUUCUGUGGACACCGUUGGUCAUCUUUGGUGACAUCACAAAUGCGUUCGUCGUCGAGUUGGACUACAUCUCGACGGGACUCGUCUACUCUUUUUGCACGGUGGCCUUCGUUGUGCGCGUGCUUUUGUCGGUGAAUCGACUGCUCGCCUCAUUGGGAAACACAAAGCUUUUGAACCAGUUUUGCGCCUCGCUGAACGCCUGCAUGCUCGGUGCCUACAUUCUGUUGAUGGCUUUUUGGGGAGUCCAAUUGAUUCCCGGCUGUCGGGGCACGUUCAUCACCUCAGCGUUGAUCUAUUCGAACGAGCCGGGCGACUGUGCGACAACUCUGCUGUUCAUCACACAAUCCACCAUUCUCCCGUCAAUAAUCAGCAUCGAGAAUUUGCUCCUCCAAUUCAUUGCCUAUUAUUUCCUGACGAAGAGAAUAAAGGACGGAGCCCUUCUGUUGUUCACGGCGUAUUUCGUCAUCGUCGCGGCCGCAAAUCCGUCGCCUACACUGGCAUUUAUGACGUUCACGAUUGGAUGGCAAAUGUUUGCUGGUGGAUACAAUUUUCUCUACUUUGCUUUCAACUACCAAUUCAUGGAGAAGACGAAAAGCUCAAGUCAAGCAUUCGUCACUUUGGUCACCGCCGUAGCU
Molecule: messenger RNA, 801 nt
Organism: Mesorhabditis belari
Lineage: Eukaryota; Metazoa; Nematoda; Chromadorea; Rhabditida; Rhabditidae
Source: the annotation of a GenBank genome assembly